Messenger RNA from Huiozyma naganishii CBS 8797, 3264 nucleotides. It is a transcript of the gene RAD1, whose product is annotated as ssDNA endodeoxyribonuclease RAD1. Lineage: Eukaryota; Fungi; Ascomycota; Saccharomycetes; Saccharomycetales; Saccharomycetaceae. The record is from RefSeq and is a predicted model, not a curated record. Gene Ontology annotation, molecular function: single-stranded DNA endonuclease activity; single-stranded DNA binding; damaged DNA binding. The transcript has a single exon. Gene Ontology annotation, cellular component: nucleotide-excision repair factor 1 complex. Gene Ontology annotation, biological process: resolution of meiotic recombination intermediates; double-strand break repair via single-strand annealing, removal of nonhomologous ends; double-strand break repair via homologous recombination. Bases 1 to 3264 code for a protein of 1087 amino acids.
AUGCCUGGUGGAGGGUUGUUUGUUGCGGAAGAUGACUCAGACGAUGAGCUUUUGAGAGAGGAGUUUUCUCAGCAAGAAAUUGGACCCUUAGGUGACCCACAAGCGCCACCUCCACUGUCGGAGGGGCCAGAGGCCCUUGGCGAUGAUGUUCAUGUUGACAUGGGAGAUACACGGUCCGAUGAUGAUGUUCCGUUGUAUCCAUUGAUCCCAAUUGAUACGGAUAAUGAGAAAAUGGCUGCUGAGGGUGGUGGAGCACCGGCAGCAGUAGCAGGAGGGCAAAUACGACCCGUCAGUAUCCAGCUGGCACUCUCCCUGCCCUUCCAGUACGAAAUGAUUCAAAAUUGUCUUAGUACGGACGACCCUCUGAUGAUUAUGGGGAAAGGACUUGGGAUGUCUGCUAUUCUGUCAAACCUACUGCACAUUCUUGGAACGCCGACGAAGGUCGGUUCCCAAUUGAAAAGGUCGUUGGUCAUUGUUCUGAACGCUUCAGAUAAUGACACUCAGCAGAUAGCAGAAGGAUUACAGGAGCUGUCCUGGCUGGAUGAACUGGAAGAAGGUGUUGGUGGGCAGGACGAGGAGGACAGCUCUGUUUACAGUCGCCAGUUCACACAAGUCACCUCGGAAUCCCUUAGCGUCGAAAGAGACGGCAGUUGUACCUGUCCGGUGGGAGUACUGAGUGUCACGUCUCGUAUUCUGAUAGUAGACCUGCUCUCAGGUAUCUUACACCCGAAUAAAGUAACAGGGAUGGUGGUCCUCAACGUCGAGACUUUGAAGGAUUUCUCAAACGAGUCCUUCAUACUGGAGAUAUACAGAUCGCAGAACAGGUGGGGGUUUAUCAAGGGGUUUUCAGAGUCACCAGAAUCCUUUGUGAUGGAGUUCUCACCACUCUUGAGAAGGAUGAGAGACCUGAGAUUUCAAAAAGUUUUGCUCUGGCCAAGGUUCCGCGUCGAGAUAUCCUCGUGUCUGAACAACCCUACAACAUCAAGUAACGUUUUUGAAGUGAAAGUGUCGCUGACAAACUCGAUGUCCCAGAUUCAGUUCGGACUGAUGGAAUGCCUAAAGAAAUGUCUGGCCGAAUUGAAUAGAAAGAACCCGCAGCUAGCGUUGGAAUGGUGGGACAUCGACAACGUUUUGAACGUGAAUCUGCUACGCUCCAUAGACUCCGUGAUGUUGCCCAAUUGGCAUAGAAUAUCUUACGACUCCAAACAGCUCGUCAAGGAUAUCAGAUUUUUGAAACAUUUGUUGAAACAAAUAGUAAGUGCAGAUGCAGUCGAUUUUUACGAGGAGAUACAAUUGAGCUUGGAGGCUAAUAAACCCUCGAUUUCAAGAAAAUACUCAGAAUCGCCCUGGUUAUUAGCAGAGGAGUCUCAACUUGUAAUAUCUCACGCGAGAAAGAGAAUAUUUUAUAAAGACGAGUACCAACUAGAAGAACAGCCUAAAUGGGAUCAGUUACUACACAUAAUUGACGAUAUCGCCCACGAAAAAUUAGGGAAACAAAUAACGGGUCCAACUUUAAUUGCUUGUUCCUCCACUGAAACAGUAAGACAACUGACUAGAGUACUGAGCUUUGCCCACAAGAAAGAUGGAUUUAGGAAGUUAAUGUUGAAAAAGUUACAGUACUAUAAGGACAUGAGACAAGAGAAGUCUCGCACGGUGAAUGAAGUGCGGAAAGCCGAAUCUGAGGUAAACAAGCAGGAGUUAUCUGUUAGUAGCGCCUUCUCCAAGGAGGAAGUAACGUCGAAAAGAAGAAGGACAAGGGGGGCUUCUUUUGUUGCUGCGGUAGAGAGGUUGCGGAACGCUGGUGCUGGGGAAGAUAUAGAGGGAGCUAUAGAUUCUUAUGAUCUUGGAAAAGAACUGGAACUUACAGAACAGGGAGCGGAGGAAGACGAGUUUGAUGAGCUGAUUCCGUACUCUCCGGAAAGCUUCGUUGUCAAACCGGAGAACGAUCUAGAAAGUGAUCAGCUGCUUCCAUACGAAGAAGUGUUCCAAGAUGCGCAAAAAUCAGGGCUUACGUCCGAAUUAUGGGAGGAAAGAAAGUCAUGUUUUUCUUACAUCCCCAGAGGAGACCAGAUCAUUGUAGAAAAAUUCUCCAAUUUGAAUGAUGAGCUGUCGCUGCAAGAACAGAUGCCAUCAUAUAUUAUUAUAUUUGAACCGGACCUCUCAUUUAUCAGACGUGUUGAGUUAUAUCGAGCUUCAUGCAGCGAUAACCCUUGUAAAGUGUACUUCAUGUACUAUGGUGAGAGUGUCGAAGAACAAAACCAUUUGACAGCAAUCAAGAGGGAAAAGGAUGCAUUUAGUAAGUUGAUUAGAGAAAAUGCGAAUAUAGCGCAUCAUUAUGAGACGAUGGAAGAUAUUUCGCAUUUCAAAAACCUGGCAGAAAGGAAGAUAAAAUUGAGUAAAAUCAACAGAGGGAACGCCAGAAAUGCUGGUGGCCAACGUGGUUUCCAGAACUAUACUCAAGACGUUGUUGUCGUGGACACACGUGAAUUCAACGCGUCUUUGCCCGGCCUGCUUUUCAGAUAUGGUGUACGUGUUGUACCUUGCAUGUUAUCCGUUGGUGACUACAUUAUCACUCCAGAAAUAUGUCUGGAAAGGAAGUCAAUUUCAGAUUUAAUCGGGUCCCUUCAAAACAACAGACUGGUUUCUCAAUGUAAAAAAAUGCAGGCAUUUUAUAAAUACCCAACUCUUUUGAUCGAGUUUGAUGGAAGCCAAUCUUUUUCUUUGGAGCCCUUUGGAGAAGGAAGAAGUUACAGGAAUCAAAACGCAUCUACCACACACCCUAUCUCAAGCAAACUGUCGCAAGAAGAAAUCCAGUCAAAACUUGCUAAAGUGGUCAUGAAAUUUCCCCGGUUGAGAAUCAUUUGGUCUUCUUCACCCCUUCAAAGUGUGAACAUAAUCCUAGAAUUGAAACUAGGAAGAGAACAGCCGAAUCCAACAACGGCAAUUGAGUACGGUACUAAUCUAAGGAAGAAUGCCAAAAAAGACAAAGUCACCCUGCAAACGGCUGAAGAAGUAUAUUUCACGGAACUAUUAAAGGUACCUGGAGUUUCCAAUAUCGAUUAUUUCAACCUCAAGAAAAAGGUGAAAACGUUUGCUCGGUUGAAGAAACUGAGCAUGAAAGAGCUAACUGAUAUUACAGGAGACCAGCUAUUGGCAGAAAAGGUGUUAAAUUUUGUUCAACAAGUUAUAAGUAAUGCCCAGCAGUCUGAACAAGAAUCUGCAGAUGACAACGUCCAAAGCGACGAUGACAUUCUUAAUCUUUAA